This is a messenger RNA of Rattus norvegicus (Norway rat), 10836 nucleotides long. NCBI's taxonomy places the organism in Eukaryota, Metazoa, Chordata, Mammalia, Rodentia, Muridae. The record is from RefSeq and is a predicted model, not a curated record.
CCAGCAACCACAUGGUGGCUCACAACCAUCUGUAAAGAGAUUCGAUGCCCUCUUCUGGUGUAUCUGAAGACAGCUACAGUGUACUUAUAUAUAAUAAAUGAAUAAAUCUUUUAAAAAUAUUGUAAAAAAAAAAAGAAUGUUAUUCCUUUUUCCCAAGUCUUUGAUUACUUUUUUCUCUUUAGGAGAAUUUCUUCUGUAGCUCAGGCUUGCCUCUUCUUUGUCAUUUCUUAGAAUAGCUAAUCCAGCCUCUGCUGCCCAGUGCCUGAACAGAGUCUUCACAUCCUUCCCAGUUGAGCUCUGAGUAAUCAGUAAGAAAAAAGAGACAAUUUGAAUGAAUGUCCUCCCACCUCCCUGACUUUCUUGGGGAAAGUAUAAAUAAAAAAGGAUUUCAGUAUGAAUUGAGUUUGCUCAAAUUUGAAGCUUUUUUGAUUAUAACAAAGAAAGGGAGGGAGAGUCAGGAAGAAGAAAGCUUUCUUGCUUUGACAGUAGUUUGCAUUAUCACUGGGUUCUGAUGUUAUCAAUGUUGUAUGACCAAUAAAAUUCCAACCUGGAAAUAUUAAGGGGUACACAGACUAUGUCAAUCAAGAAUCUAGAUAAGAAAAUGGAUUAUUUUUCCAAACUACCUAUCUAUUGUUACACAAGUUCAACCAACACAGGAGGUCUUGACAAAUUAGUGUGUCUGUGCCUAAUACGAAUGUUAAUAUUUGAAUUUUACAGUGCACAUCAGAGAGAAAUAUGUGAGUCAUAACUGGUCUGUUCUGGAACAUAUGUCUGAUACAUGGAUAAUUUCCUACCAUGAAGCCUAUUUCAGUUUUUUUAAAGUAAAUUUAGAGAUUAUAAUUAAAUCAUUUAAGAUUAUACUUUGUACUAUUGUGAAGUCUCAAACUCUGGAACAAAUGGCUCAAGUCCCUACCUAACAAAGGAAAGCUGGCCAGUAUGUCAGUUUCCCCAGAAUCCUUCAGUCCCAACUUGUUACUGUCUGUGACUGGCAAAACCACCUCACAGCCCAGGUGUUGGAUUGCACUUCUACCGGCUGCCACCCUAAGUCAUUACAUCAUCUUUUCCAUCAAUCAUUUUACCACCUCAUCUUUUCAACUGUUUUUUCUCCUCUCCUUCCCCUCUUCACAUGACUCAUGUUCCUGUUCACUUGGAUUCUCUCAGAUCUCCCUUCCUCUAAGUCUACUCUCCUCUUUAUCCAUAAUAACUUUCUUUCCAACCUAUUUAGGAGCAGCCACGUACAGUCCUGGUUGGUUCUUUUUCCAUUCUCCUCCCAUUGAUAGCUAUUUAACAUUCAUGGACAGUUCUUACUUCAAUUGUUGUUACUUUUUGAAUUUGACUGAAAUUUACCUGGACUUCUCAAGAUCUGAGGUAGAGAUGCUGCACUGGACAUUGAGUAUGUAGGGAAAAGUGCAUACAAAGACCCUGAACCUUGCAUGAUGAACAGUCGCCCCUGGAACGUAGAUGAUUCUAUGGAAAUAAAGGCUUCGGCUAAUUCUGCCCCUAAAGUCAAAGGUAGGAUCUGGGAAGGCUGUUCUUUCUGACUCAUGUGAGCUCCAGUCUUCCAUCAAAGAAGGUGAUUAGGAGCACCAGUGGGAGGUACCUUGCAGGUUCUUUCUUGGAUUGUCCACUGAUGCAAUUCUAGGGAGCUAUGAAGGAUGCUUUAAGCUGUGCCAUGGUGUGUCUGGGAGGAGGGACUCAUGAGGCAACAGGAAGAACAGGAUGGCUACUGUGUCCAAUUCUAAUCUGCUGGGUCUGGGAUGGACUGGGAUGACCAGUUGAUCAUUCUAUUGUUACACGUGAUAACCUAGGAAGAAGACCUUGGACUUUGAGACUCACUCACUUUUGAUAUUGUGGGGCAGGGGAGACCCUACAACUCUGGUCACAGGAAUCUGUGUUGCUUAUGAUAACAACUGUCCAUUGUACAUUUUAGGCAUUGCUUUUUGUGUGCAAUGAGAAGACACUUCUUUUUUUUUCUUAAUAAAUAACCAGCCUUAGAUGGUAACACACAUACACACACGCGCGCGCGCUCGCGCUUACGCACACACAUGACGUAUGAGAUCUGUAACUGUCAAAAUCAUGCUUUCCUUGUCUUCACCAUUACAUUUUUCUUUCAUCCUUAUUUUUUCUUUUUUUCUUUGAACUUUCAUUCAAGUCAUAUUAAAUUAAAUGUUUUCGUUGAAAUCAGAUUCUUUUCUCAUACAGUUUGUCAGGACCACUGAUUCUCUUCCCUGCAUUUGUUCCUGUUACCACUCCUCCUCUUGUAUAUUCCUCUCCCCUAGCUCCUCACCCCACCAGUUUUAUCUUCAGAAUAGAGCAGAUUUCAUAGAACAAAGGAAAUAGAAAAGACAUGGUGAAAUUCCUCUGUGUGAAGCUGGACAUGAUGAGCAAACAGGAAGAAGAGAGCAUUAAAAUCAAGCAUACCUCGUUCCAGUGUUAGGGUUACCACAAAUCACCAAGCCCCAUGUAAGCCCCAUUUUUGCCUUUUAAGUCUCUAGGAGGUUCCUGAAAACCCAGGCAGUGUAGGCACUGUGUUCUUUCUGAUGUCCAGCUCCUCUGAGUAAACCAAAUAGUGGUUGGCCACUCAAAAUGUUCAUUAUCUCCUUGGCUCAGCACCUUUUGCAGGCAGGAUAAUGUAGAUGGAGGAUGUUAUAGUUGUAUUGUGUCCAGAAUUAUCUUUCUGUGGCCUGUGAACUCCCUUCUCUCCACAGAGAGACUAGACAGGGGUGAAGGCUCCAAGCCUGCACCUUCUUGAUUUUCACAUUGAGUGGAACUUGUCCAUAAAAAUGUGGCCCUGUGGUCAGGUUACAGAGAGCAAAAUCAUUUUCCUGGAAUCAACAUGGGUAAUUUAGAGACCUCUUUGACUCACACUACAAUGAAUGAACUGUAAACCUGUCUCCAGUACAUAAUCCUUGCUGUUUAUAAAGAUGGCUACUUCAGACUUGGUCCUCCAUUAAUAGUAGUGGUUCCUAGGGUCACUCUCAGAAUUCCUUGAAUGUUGCUAGUACUUUAAGUUGCUUUACUACUCUGCAAAUGGCCUCUAAUUCCAGCUCUUGCUCCCUGUACCUUACUCUGUUCCUACAUUUCCCCUCCAAAUGAUCCCUACCACUUCCCAUUUACUUCAGUCUACCCACAGAGUCUAUUCUAUUGUCCCUUAUCAGAAAAAUGCAUGUGCCCUCUUUAUAUGCCUUCUCCUUAUAUCACCUCUCUGGGUCUGUGCAGGAUAUCUUAAAGUUUACCUAAGAGCUAAUAUCCACUUAUUAGGGAAUGGCUAACAUUUCUAUCAUUUUGGUUUGGAGUACCUCGUUUAGGGUGAAUUUACUCUGAAAGACCCCCAGAGCGGGGAGACCCUCACUCAAGUCUCGGGAUGACAUGACCUCCAAGAACUCACGUAAGACAGUCCUUGCUGUAAUUUACACGAGGAUUAUUGAUAGGAACCAGUGCACUGGGGUCGAGACUCAUAUCCCACGCAGGGGCAGUGGAGUUUGACCCGGAGAGGCUGGGAGAAGAGGUAUUUAAAGGAAGAAACCACAACCCAAGGGGGUAGGUAGGGCAUCAUUGGAAAAUGUUGAGAAUACCAGUGAAAAAUCACAAGGAAAAGUUUCCUUUUUCUCAAGAUUGUUUAACUUUAUGAUCAGCUAGUCAGUUCCUGAGAGAAGCUUCCUGCUUCUCAAGAUUGUUCUCUAAGAUUUUAAUCUAACUUUAUGGUCAGCUAGUUCCUGGGAGAGAGUUGUCGAACCAGGAACUGGCUGAUGUAAUUACCUAUUCUAUGGUCCUAGGAGAAGCUUCCUGGAACAUACAAUCUCAGGGCCUAACCUGUUUUUUGCUUCUACUCUGAACUGUUUUAUGGGGUUGGGGGCAGGGGGAAGCAACCUUAAAACUUCUACCUUUCAACUCUAGUUGCAAUCAUCAGCCUGUUGUCAUGUAUUCAGUUUUAUGUUGUCUUUUUUUAGCAACUGAGUGAUACUCCAUUGUAUAAACAUAACACAUUUAGUUUAUCCAUUCUUCAGCAGUUGGGCACUUAAGUUUUUCUUACCUUCUGGCUAGUACCAAGAAAACUGUAAUGAACAUAAUUGAGGAUGUGUCCUUGUGUUCUGUUUUGUUUUUUCCUUUUUUUUUUUUUUUUUGGUGUACCAAACACAUAUUCCUGAACCUGAUAUAGCUGGGUCUUAGGCUGAAUGCAUUCCCAUUCUUCUGAGUACUCAUGAUAUUGCUUUCCAUGUUUGCAAUAUUAGUUUGCACCCCUACCUGUACUAGACGGUGGCACGCUUGCUCUAUGUUCUCACUAAUAUGAAAAAUCACUCAUUAUUUAUCUUUCUGAUGUGUAAUAUGGGAUUGUCUGUUAGGGAUUCUCUGUUUAAAUAUGUACCCUAUUUUAAAACUGGAAUUUUUAUUUUAUUUUAUUCCUUCCUCAGUCUUUUUUUAUUGGUUAUUUUAUUUAUCUACAUUUCAAAUGCUAUCAAUUUUCCCAGUUUCCCCUCAAAAAACCCAUGCCAUCCUCCCUUCUCCCUUCUACAAUGAGGGAGCUUCCUCACUCCCCCACUGACUUCUGCCUUGUAUUGCCAAGUAUUCCCCUACAUUGGAGCAUCAGGUCUCCACAGGACCAAGAACCUCCUCUCCCACCGAUGCAAGAUAAAACCAUCCUCUGCAACAUAAGCAGCUUGAGGCCUGAGUCCCUCCAUGUGUGCUCCUUGAUUGGUGAUUUAGUUCCUGGGAACUCAGUGGGUUCUGUUUAGUUGAUAUUAUUGUUCUUCCUAUGGGCUUGCAAAAUCCUUCAGUUCCUUCAGUCCUUUCCAUAACUCCACCAUUGGGAUCCCCAUGUUCAUUGUGAUGGUUGGCUGCAAGCAUUUGCAUCUAUGUUGGUCAGGCUCUGGCUGAGUGUCUCAGGAGGCAACCAUACUAGGCUCCUGUCAGCAAGCACUUCUUGGCAUUAGCAAUAGUGUUUGGAUUUGGUGUCUGAAGAUGGGAUGGAUCCCUAGGUGGGGCAGUCUCUGAAUGACCUUUCCUUCAGUUUCUGCUCCACUCUUUGUCCCUGCAAUUCUUUAAAAAGAAAUGAUUCUAUGUUAACAUUUUUUAGAAGGAUGGGUGUCCCCGUCCCUCAAUCAGGGGCCAUGAUAACCUCUGGAUAUGGUCUCUACAGGUUCUCUUUGUUGGGUAUUUCCACUAAUGUAGGACCCUAUUGGGUCCUAGAAGCCUCUUGCUUUCCUAGUAUCUGGAUCUUUCUAGUGGCUAAAACCAGUUCCCCAUCCCCCACUGCUACACACUUCUGUUCAAUUUCCUGACCCUCUUUAUUUCUCCCAUAUCUCUUCCCACACCUGAUCAUUUCCCUAAUUUUUCCUACCACUCACUCCCUCUCUCAGGUCCCUCCCUGCCUUUAUAUCCCGUGUUUGUUUUGUUCCUCUUUCUAAGUAGGACUGAAGAAUUCACUCUUUGGUCUUCCUUUUCCUUGAGUUCCAUAUGAUCUGUGACUUUUAUCCUGGGUAUCCCAAGUAGUGUGAAUGAUAUGAGGGGCUUCUUCAUUGAUCAGUGUCAAAAAGGCAGCUACACCAAGAUCCAACUUGACAAAAGAUACAAAGGCAGGGAGAUAAAAAGGCAGACACAUUUCAAGUUCAAGGUCAGCCUGGAACCCAGCAAGUCCAGGCCCAGGAGUGGUAAAAAUGGAAACUUCAGGGCAGAGUCCCAUUCAACUAGCUUGUUAUGUAUGCUUACCAAAGCAGACAGAUGUCUGAAUUCUUUUGCAAUGUUAAACAAUGUGGGCAUGCUGAUGUCUUAGAAUUGAAGGGUUGGGUUAUUGAGAUGUUGAUUUCUGAGAUACUCAAAUGGAAAUCUGGAGUAACUGAUUAGAUUGAUAUGUAAAAUAAAAUACUAGAGCUGUGUUAUGCAGGAGAUGUGCUAUCCUGUAUAAUUUUUAAGAUUAAAAGAAAUGGGGCUGGGGAUUUAGCUCAGUGGUAGAGCGCUUACCUAGGAAGCGCAAGGCCCUGGGUUCGGUCCCCAGCUCCGGAAAAAAAAGAACCAAAAAAAAAAAAAAAAAAAAAAAAAAAGAACUGCAUGGAGAAAACACACACACUACUCUUAGAGUAACAAGAAAGUCGGAUAUAUUCAGAGAGCUUUCCCCGGAGAAAGCAGAAUAUACAGAGAAGCAUGCUGGACAAACUGUAUAAAACAGAACACAGGUCAUCAGCUAGAAUACACACUUUACCUUCUAGUCAUGCCUUUUGCUAUUCCCAAGUCCCUGUUUUCUCAGAACCCAUCUCUGAUCCAAGGUUGGUCCUUGGCACCACUUGUUUAAGGUGCUGUGUAUUUCUGAGUGUGUCUAGAUGGAUUCUGUAGAAAACACUAGGUGUGCUUAUGUGAUUGGAAUUGUUCCAAAUUGGUUUAGCUCUCCAGGGUUUGUUCCUAGGGGAUAGAAAUUGUCCUUUCAGGUCUAUAAAGACUUGUUUUGAAAUAUUGAUGAGGAUUGUGUUGGACAUGUAGAUUACUUUUGGGAUGAUAGCUAUUAUUAUUUUAUUAACCCUACCAAACUAUGAGGAUGAAGGAUUUUACCAUCUUCUAUGUACUUCAGUUUCUUGAAAUUCAAAUUUUUAUCAUUCAAGUCUUUCACUGGCUUUUAAAAAGGUUUUCAAAUAUAUUUCAUUUUAUUUGUUAUUUAUUUCUCUGAUUUUUUUAAGUGCAUUUGCCAUUUUGACAUAGGCAUAGUGGAGGGUUUAUGGAUUGUUUUUUGGUUUUCAGUUAAUCUUGUAUCCCACCAUUUUCCUGGAAGUGUUUAUAAGCUGUAGAAACUUGGCAGUAUAAUAUUUAGGGUCACUAACAUAUACUGUCAUGUCAUUUAUCAAUUAGGAUAUGUUGACCUCUUACUAUCCAAAUUAUAUCCCCUGAUUUCCUUCAAUUGUCUCAUUGUUGUAGGUAGAACUCCAUAUUGUGCAUUGAAUAAAUAUAGACUGGUCAGCCUUGUUCCUCUGAGUUUAUCUCCAUUUAAUUUAAUAUUUGUUAUAGACUUACAAUAAAGUGUCUUUAUUAUGUUUAUUUCCAUCUCUUGAAUCCUGUAUACUUUUCUCAAAUUGUUAUCCUGCUCCCUUUGUGUAGUGUUAAAUAUUAAAAAAAAAAGAAAGAAAAAAAAAAAAAGACUAGGCACCCUAGUAUGCUAGUGCCUGCUACUUUGUGGCCCCAUGACUCUGCCAUGGCUAGCCCCAGCAGUGUCCACCCAUCUAGAUUCCCUGGUGGGUUCCUACCAUGCCAACUCCAUUCAAGGACCACCAUCUUGCUGUCAGCUGUCACAAAUCCCUGUAACUUGGCAAAAUCAAAACUUUUGAGGCUUGAAAUUUAUCAAUCAGAUUUAUAUCAGUAAAUUGUCAUCCCAAAAAAGUUCACACAAUAAACUCAGAACCAAUUGAUAUUGAUAUAAACUGCCUACCUAGAUAAGACAAAUUGUCCUGUAAUUAUACAUCCCUUAUAAGAUAUUCAUAGUUACCUGUGGCUAUUUGAAGCCACAUCUAUCUGGUUAUCUUUCUCUUCCUCCAUUUUCCUCCUUUCUAUCCAAUCUCUCCUGCCUCACAAAACUCUGCACCAGCCCUCCUUUUCUACUAUCACAGGCCUUUCCUUAUCUUGUGCCUGCCCUCACCUACACAUAGACAUCAACCUACAGCCUUGUGUUCUGAGUACUGGAGAUUGAGGGAAAGCUCACAGAUGCCCAGUUUAAACACUUAAGUUUUAUGUUCCUAUUCCUCCCUCUCCUUCACUCCCUGAUUUUGUAGGUAGUAGUUAUUAAUACAACAUCUAUUAUGUGAACUUAGUAUUGUUGAUCUAUUUCCUUGUCUCUUUAUGUCUGCUAAUUGGCAUUUUUCUUACAAGGGUAUAUCUAAUUCAAAAGGUGAAGAAAUGAGAGAUUUGAACCUUAUUAAUUCCGUUUCUUCUACAAUGACUCAGUGAUUACAUUACAACUUCUGUAUCAGUAAAUAAAUUGGGGAACACCACAAAAAUGUGUAUAUAUUGUCAAUGAAAUAUAUAUGUUCAAUUUAUGAGCAACAUGCUUUCUUUUGUACACAUGAAUGUGAUAUUGGAGAAGGCAGUUACAUAUGAUGAUGUGCAUUUGAACUUCACUCGGGAAGAGUGGGCUUUGCUGGAUCCUUCCCAGAAGAGUCUCUACAAAGACGUGAUGCUGGAGACCUACAGGCACCUCAGUGCUGUAGGCUAUUACCUGGAAGACCACAGUAUUGAAGAAAAUUGUGAAAAUUCUAGAAGACAUGGAAGGCAUCUUCACUGGGAUGAAAGAAUUCACACUGGUCUGAAACCCUAUGAAUGUGUGCAAUAUAAUGAGGAAUUUCCAAGUCACAAUCAUCUACAGAUACAUAAAAGAACACUUACCGGAGCCUUUGUACACUGUACUGGUCUUCAAAUAUAUACAAGAAAACACACAGGAGAGAAGCUCUGUGAUUGCAAACCCUGUAGUAAAGCCUUUGCAUGCCACAGUCAUCUGCAAUGCAAUAAGAGAAUGCAUGCUAGAGAGAAACACUAUGCAUAUGACCAAUGCUGUAAAGGCUUUGCACAGAUCAAUAGUCUUCAAGGGCUUGAAAGAGCACAUACUGGAGAGAAGCCUUAUGAAUGCAGCCAGUGUAGCAAAGCCUUUGCCCAUCACAGUGAUCUUCAACACCAUAAAGGAACACAUACUAGAGAGAAGCCCAGUGCAUGUAACCAAGGUGGCAAAGCCUUUGCCCAUCACAAUGAUCUUCAGAGGCAUAAAAGGACACAUACUGGAGAGAAGGCAUAUGAAUGUAAACAUUGUGGUAAAGCCUUUGCUCGUCACAGCCAUCUUCAAAGGCAUAAAAGAACACGUACUGGAGAGAAGCCCUAUAAAUGUAACCAAUGUGGUACAGCCUUUGCUUGUCACAGCCAUUUUCAAAGCCAUAAAAUUACACAUACUGGAGAGAAGCCGUAUGCAUGUAACCAAUGUGGCAAAACCUUUGCCUAUCCCAGUUAUCUUCAACGUCAUAAAAGAACACAUACAGGAGAGAAGCCCUAUGAAUGUAACCAAUGUGGCAAAGCCUUUGCAUUUCACCGCUAUCUUCAUCGCCAUACAAAAACACAUACUGGAGAGAAGCCAUAUGAAUGUAACCAAUGUGGUAAAGCCUUUGCUCGUCACAGCCAUCUUCAAAGGCAUAAAAGAACACGUACUGGAGAGAAGCCCUAUAAAUGUAAACAAUGUGGUACAGCCUUUGCUUGUCACAGCCAUUUUCAAAGCCAUAAAAUUACACAUAUUGGAGAGAAGCCCUAUGCAUGUAACCAAUGUGGCAAUGCCUUUGCCCAUCACAAUGAUCUUCACCGUCAUAAAAGGACACAUACAGGAGAGAAGCCCUAUGAGUGCAACGAAUGCGGUAAAUUCUUUUCACGUCGAAGUAAUCUGCAAUGCCAUAAAAGGACACAUACUAGAGAGAAGCCCUUUUAAUUUAACCAGUGUUGUAAAAAUUCUUCCUUUCACAGUCACCAUCAAAGUCAUAAAAGAACACAACCUAGAGAAAAUCCCUGUGAAUAUAACCAAAUUUGGUGAAUCUUUUGGACAGAAUGGUAAUUUUCAGAGGUAUAAAAGAAUAGAUACUAUAGAGAAUGUAAUCAACGUGAUAAAGCCGUUGCUUGUUAUAGCCAUCAGCAAUGCCAUAACAGGACACAUAUUGUGGAGAAGGCUUAUGAAUGUAAUGACUGUGGUAAAGCCUUUGCACACAACCAUGAUCAUCAAAGACAUAAAUGGAAACAGUGAAGAGAAACCCUAUGCAUAUAUCCAAUGCUGUAAAGCCUUUGGUCAUUAUGGUGGUCUUCAAAGGCCUCCAAAUGACACAUUGCAGUGAGGCCCUAUGCAUACAGUCAACUUGAUUAAGCCUUCGCAUAUCAGAGUCUCCUAAUGCAUGAAAGGAAUCAUACUGGAGAGAUAUAGUGGGUGUGUAUGUCUGACUUUUCCUGAUCUUGCAAUGCAUUUCCAACCAGGAUUUGUUCCUAUUCUUAUUGUCAUAUGUAAUCAGUUGUUCAGUUGAUAUCCCCAAAAGUUCUGCUCUUUUUUUUUAAGGAAUUGGCAGCGGACUGGAUCUGGGUGUGAUGGUUGGGAGAGUCGGUGUCUUUUUUUUUUUUUUUUUCCUUUUCUUUUUUUCGGAGCUGGGGACCGAACCCAGGACCUUGCGCUUGCUAGGCAAGCGCUCUACCACUGAGCUAAAUCCCCAACCCCAGGAGAGUCAGAAAGAAGAGGACAGAGGGUAAUCCAACCCCGGAACAAAACUCUGCCUAUAAUCUUUCCUGCUUAUACAUUGAGCUGGGGUAAUGGUAGCACAGAAGUAGUGGGGCUUGCCAACUUUUGACCAAUUUAAUUGGAUGCUCAUAAUAGAAGAAGAGUCUAUAAUUGACAAAUCUCACUGGAAAAAAAUUUAGGCAAGUAGUGGAUAGGAGAAGUGCUCCAAAGACCCAGGAUUUUAUUAUAGGAUUUUAUUGCCAGCUCUUGCUUCUGAUAUGUUAAAUAAGUUAGCCAGUUGUCCUGAGUUUCUUUGAGAUUUCAUAAUAUAGAAAUAGAUGAGCAGCCUGGAAAGAUGGCUGAGUGUUAAGAGCACUGACUGCUCUUCCAGAGGUACUGUGUUCAAUUCCCAGCAACCACAUUGUGGCUUAAAACCAUCAGUAAUGGGAUCUGAUGCACUCUUCAAGUGUGUCCGAAGAUAGUUACAGUGUCUGCAUAUAAAUAAAAAUUAAUAAAUCUUGAAAAAGAAAAGAGCAAGGGUUUGUGAAUUACUUCAUUCUACUUCAGGAUAUGUAAGUUAUUCAGCCCUAUGUUUUUUUUCUAUUUACUUGUAUAAAUGAUUUCUCUGCUUU